AAUGCAUUUAUCAGAAUGACUAUCUAUCCAUCAAUAUACCACGUUGUUAUAGCCACUGCUGGUGAGGAAGGAAGGAAAUGUUUGAUGAGAGAAAUUGAGCUGGGAAAACUUAUCGGUGAAAACAAUCAGCCAAACAUUGUAAAGUUCAUGGGCUGCGUUACAACUCAAACUGACCCAAUUCUCAUCAUGGAAUACAUGCCAUGCGGCGACCUACUUGGUUAUCUGAGAAAAUGCCGAGGAGUGAGGGAUCGGUAUUAUCUUGGUGAUUGUAUGGCUCAAGAUUUGACCAACCAUGAUCUUGUGAUGUUUGCCAAACAAAUCGCUGCCGGUAUGGUGUUCCUUGGAUCGAGAGGGAUCAUCCAUCGUGACCUUGCGGCCCGAAACAUUCUCCUCGAUAACAACUAUGUUUGCAAAGUGACUGACUUUGGCAUGGCAUAUCAAAGCUUUAAAUAUGGCCAUGGAAAUGCCAAAAAGGGAUGUUUGCCAAUCAAAUGGACUGCACCAGAAAUUCUGCUGGGAAAUCUCGCUGGACUUUCCACUUUGAGUGAUGUGUGGUCCUAUGGAAUCGUUCUGUAUGAGAUAGUUACCCUUGGUAAAGUUCAAUAAGAAUAUUAUUUUAUAAUAAAGAUUUGUUUUUACUUUUUUUCCAGGCCUUUUAUUCCUGAAAUGGGCCUUAAACAAGAUAAUAUAGAUGGUUUACAUCCUCUUGCCUUAAGUUAAUUGAGUAAUGUCCAAGUCUUGUAAGACUGAUCAAGUAGUCUAACUUCUUUUGUAAAAAUGAACCCUGAUAAUGAGUUCGGGUGGAAUUGUAUAACCUCCAGGCAAAACGUGAGACAAUUUUCGUUUUUAGGACUAUCCCGUGUUCAGUACAGAUCAUAUGCUUUUU
Messenger RNA from Stylophora pistillata, 886 nucleotides. Its product is annotated as inactive tyrosine-protein kinase 7-like. The record is from RefSeq and is a predicted model, not a curated record. Gene Ontology annotation, biological process: homophilic cell-cell adhesion; protein phosphorylation; dendrite self-avoidance. Gene Ontology annotation, molecular function: cell-cell adhesion mediator activity; protein tyrosine kinase activity; ATP binding. Lineage: Eukaryota; Metazoa; Cnidaria; Anthozoa; Scleractinia; Pocilloporidae. Gene Ontology annotation, cellular component: plasma membrane; axon.